Staurois parvus is the source of this 3449-nucleotide messenger RNA. Lineage: Eukaryota; Metazoa; Chordata; Amphibia; Anura; Ranidae. The record is from the annotation of a GenBank genome assembly.
GCCUGAUCGAUAUUGGUCUCGUUAUUGAGUACCUCAUGGGUGGAGCCUACCGUUGCAAUUACACCAGAAAAAGAUUUAGAACUCUUUAUCACAAUUUAUUUGGACCCAAACGACCAAAAGCACUGAAGUUAUUAGGAAUGGAGGAUGAUAUUCCAAUGAGGAGAGGAAGAAAUACUACAAAGAAGAAAGAGGAGGAGGUGGACAUUGAUUUAGAUGAUCCUGAAAUAAAUCAUUUCCCUUUCCCCUUUCAUGAGCUCAUGGUAUGGGCAGUACUAAUGAAAAGACAGAAGAUGGCUUUGUUCUUUUGGCAACAUGGAGAGGAAGCAAUGGCCAAGGCUCUAGUGGCUUGCAAGCUCUGCAAAGCAAUGGCACAUGAAGCAUCUGAAAAUGACAUGGUUGAUGACAUUUCACAGGAACUCAAUCACAACUCCAGAGAGUUUGGGCAGCUGGCUGUUGAGUUAUUGGACCAGUCAUACAAGCAGGAUGAGCAGCUGGCAAUGAAACUGUUGACCUACGAGCUAAAGAACUGGAGCAAUGCCACAUGCCUGCAGCUUGCUGUAGCAGCCAAGCAUCGGGACUUCAUUGCUCACACAUGCAGCCAAAUGCUUCUGACAGAUAUGUGGAUGGGUAGGCUGCGAAUGCGUAAAAAUUCUGGUCUAAAGGUGAUUCUAGGAAUUCUUCUGCCACCUUCAAUCCUUAGCUUAGAGUUCAAAAACAAAGAUGAGAUGCCAUACAUGUCCCAAGCAAAUGAAUUGGAACUGCAAGAAAAGGAAGUAGAAGAACCAGACAAGACUGUAAAAGAGAAAGAAGACGAUGACAUGGAGCUAACGGCAAUGUUGGCCAGAGGUAAUGGGGAUUCAUCCAGAAAGAAAGAUGAUGAUGAACAUCCAAGACACCGGCUUAUACCCUUGGGAAGGAAGAUCUAUGAAUUUUACAAUGCACCUAUAGUUAAAUUCUGGUUUUAUACAAUGGCUUAUAUGGGUUAUCUUAUGCUCUUCAAUUAUAUUGUAUUAGUAAAAAUGGAUCGCUGGCCCUCAAUGCAGGAAUGGAUUGUUAUUUCAUACAUCUUUACACUGGGAAUAGAAAAAGUGAGAGAGAUCUUAAUGUCUGAACCAGGGAAGCUGUUACAGAAGUUUAAGGUUUGGUUGCAGGAAUACUGGAAUGUGACAGAUCUCAUCUCCAUCCUUCUCUUCUCUAUUGGAAUGGUGUUUCGCUUACAAGAGCAACCUUACAGCAGCUACGGGAGAGUGAUAUACUGUGUAAACAUCAUCUACUGGUACAUACGCUUGCUUGAUAUUUUUGGUGUCAACAAGUAUCUUGGUCCAUAUGUUAUGAUGAUUGGCAAAAUGAUGAUUGACAUGAUGUACUUUGUGAUCAUUAUGUUAGUGGUGCUAAUGAGUUUUGGUGUGGCAAGGCAAGCCAUCCUCUUUCCCAGUGAGGAGCCCUCAUGGAAAUUGGCAAAGAACAUUUUUUACAUGCCCUACUGGAUGAUCUAUGGUGAAGUGUUUGCUGACCAGAUAGACCCACCCUGUGGAUACAAUGAGACAACAGAAGAUGGCAAAAUAGUGCAGCUUCCUCCAUGCAAAACUGGAGCGUGGAUUGUCCCAGCAAUCAUGGCCUGUUACCUCUUAGUUGCUAAUAUUCUUUUGGUAAACCUUCUGAUAGCUGUGUUCAACAACACAUUCUUUGAAGUCAAGUCCAUAUCAAACCAAGUUUGGAAGUUCCAGAGAUACCAGUUGAUAAUGACAUUUCAUGAAAGGCCUGUCUUGCCUCCUCCUUUGAUUAUUUUUAGCCAUUUCACUAUGAUAUGUAAGCACCUGUGCUGUCGCUGGAGAAAGCACGAAAGUGACCAAGAAGACAGAGACUAUGGAUUAAAGUUAUUUAUAACAGAAGAUGAACUAAAAAAAGUACAUGAUUUUGAAGAACAGUGUAUAGAAGAGUAUUUCCGAGAAAAAGACGACCGGUUUAACUCUUCUAAUGAUGAAAGAAUAAGAGUCACAGCAGAAAGAGUGGAAAAUAUGGCUAUGCGCCUUGAAGAGGUCAAUGAAAGGGAACAUUUUAUGAAGGCAUCUCUCCAAACAGUAGAUAUAAGACUUGCUCAGCUUGAGGAGUUGCUGGGAAGAAUGACUACAGCGUUAGAAAAAUUCACAGGAGUGGAAAGAGUAGAGAACAAUAAAACAAGGUCUAGAACUUCCUCAGAUUGUACUGAUGCUGCCUAUAUAGUUAGACAGAGCAGCUUUAAUAGUCAAGAAGGGAAUGCCUAUAAAUUGCAUGAAAUUAUAGACCCUGUUGGUGAAGAACCAUUAUCCCCUACAUCACCCACCCUUAUGCCACGAAUGAGAAGUCAGUCAUUUUAUGCAACAAAUUUAAAGGACAAAACUGGGUUAGAAAAAUUUGAUGGUUUCUUUAAGGAAAGAACUUUAAGCCUACACCGUGCUAUAAGUUCCCACUCUAUAUCUAAGGAUAUAAAACCUCCCCCGUCCCCAUUAAACUCUUUGUCAGUAGCUCCAGACUCAAGGAGGCCUUCUUCUUGCAUAGACAUAUAUGUUUCAGCAAUGGAUGAGGCACAGUUUGGCAUAGACUGUGGAGAAAGCUCAAUGAAUGUAGGUUGCAGUGAUAACUUUGCAGAUUCAGCUUUUAUAAGUCGGGGCUGUAGUUCUUCCAGUCACUGUGUGGGGAAAAGCUGCAGCAGAAAUCCUAGCUAUGAGGAAGGCACAACAACGGACACCCUUGGAUAUAUUUCAGAAACCACAAGCAUGCCAUGUGGCCAAAAUACCUGGGAUACAGACCCUCCAAUGUAUCAUACACUAGAACGCUCUAAAAGCAGCCGUUUUCUAGCUACAGCUCCCUUCAUCCUAGAAGAAACGCCUAUAGUAAAAUCACAGAGUUUUAUAUUUUCACCCUCUAGAAGUUAUUAUAGCAAUCUUGGUGUACCAGUAAAGACUGCAGAAUAUACAAGUAUCACAGACUGUAUAGAUACCAGGUGUGUUAGCAAUACACCCCAAGCAACUGCCGAAAGGUCCACAUCUCCAGGAUGUGUUCAAGAAAAAGUAGAAGACCUUAGCUGCUGCCAUCCAGAGAGAGAAGCUGAGCUUAGUCAUCCCAGCUCAGACAAUGAGGAACCUGAUGCAGAUGGGAAAAACAAAUGCACAACUUCCCAAGAAAGUUCAUCAUCAAGAACGAUCUUCAAUAAUUUAACUUUCCCAAAGAUUGAAAGAGCAAACAGUUAUUCUGCAGAGGAACCCAGUACAAUGUAUGGACACACAAAGAAGAGCUAUUCAAUAAGUGAUAAACUAGACAGACAGCGUACUUCUUCAAGCCUUAGAAAUCCAUUCCAAAGGAGUAAGUCAUCCAGACCUGAAAGCAGAGGAGAUACUUUGUCUAUGCGUCGACUUUCAAGAACAGCAGCCUUUCGUAGCUUUGAAAGCAAACAUAACAACAAGUUCUAA